UUAUUGUAUUUUACAUGUUGUAUGCGGCUAACUUGUGUCACAUGACAAUCCAAAAUGGCGACGAUCGACAUUCGCCUGAAGAAAGUGAAUAAGGUUUAUAAGGAAGGGGAUGUCGUGUCCGGCGUGGUGGUGGUGCAGAGUCGUGGAGAGCUGCAGCACCAGGGCAUCACCCUUGCCGUAGAUGGUGUUGUUAAUCUACAACUCAGUGCCAAGAGUGUUGGAGUCUUUGAGGCCUUCUACAACUCUCUCAAGCCUAUGCAGUUGAUCAACUACAACCUCGAGGUCGCCAAGCCAGGCAAGUUACCAUCAGGGAAGACUGAGAUCCCCUUCGAGGUACCGCUCCGAGCCAAGGCGGGGAAAACCCUGUAUGAGACGUACCAUGGAGUCUUUGUCAACAUACAGUACUGUGUGAAGGUGGACAUGAAGAGGUCACUGCUCAACAAGGACCUACAGAAGCAGACAGAGUUCAUCCUGGAGUAUAAGGAACAAGAAGAGAAGUCCAAGCCCAAACCUGUCAACUUCACGAUUACUCCAGAAACAUUGUCAAACAUAAAGGAGAAACAAAACGUGCCAAGGUUCAAAGUUAAAGGAAAGCUCAGCUCUUCCAAUCUGCAGAUAACGAAGCCUUUAACUGGAGAGCUGCAGGUGGAUCAGUGUGAUGCACAGAUCAAGUCUAUCGAGAUCCAGCUGGUCCGAGUGGAGACGUGUGGCUGUGCAGAGGGCUAUGCUAAAGAUGCCACAGAGAUACAAAACAUCCAGAUAGCUGACGGGGACGUGUGUCGCGGACAGAACAUCCCCAUCUUCAUGAUCUUCCCCCGUCUCUUCACCUGCCCAACAUUGUCAACAAGCAACUUUAAAAUUGAGUUCGAGAUCAACAUUGUCCUGGUGUUCCACGACGACCACCUUGUGACUGAGAACUUCCCCAUCAAACUGACACGCUUCUGAACAAAACAUGCAGGUGUUCCUUGUCAACAAUUUAUUUCCAUGGUGUUUCAGUACUUAUUUCUUUUAAUUUCCUCAGAAUUGCAAGUAUAAAAAGGUACAUUUAUUAAAUAUCCUUUGUUGUUCUUGUUAGUGCUGUUAUUUAUUUUAUUAUUUGGAAAUGUCAUUUUUGUUAAAUCGGUGAAAGUGAUGAAAGAAUAGUUUCAAGCAACAGGACUUUAGUAGUGCUCGGAAGAUUCUGUUGGCCAUCUGUAUGUUUGAAUGAAUGUGAACAUUUGUAAAUACAAUAUUGUACAUAUAUGUCAUCACUUAUGAUAUGUAAAUAAAUGAAUGUAAACAAA
This is a messenger RNA of Haliotis rufescens (red abalone), 1283 nucleotides long. Its product is annotated as vacuolar protein sorting-associated protein 26C-like. Gene Ontology annotation, cellular component: endosome. The transcript has 9 exons. The coding region runs from base 55 to 945 and encodes 296 amino acids. The record is from RefSeq and is a predicted model, not a curated record. Gene Ontology annotation, biological process: intracellular protein transport. Lineage: Eukaryota; Metazoa; Mollusca; Gastropoda; Lepetellida; Haliotidae.